GUCCCUCUAGGGAUCAAUAAAGUAUUUAUGUCUUCAUAAACAUCCUUUACUCUUUCCGCUGUAUCUCCGUCUGGCCGCCAGAUGGCGCUGUUCCUCUGUUAACCAGGCCAAGCUGCUUAGUCUGCACGCAUGCGCAGUAUCCUCAUUUGGCCUCUGGUCUUUCAGACGCUUAUGAUGCGCAGAAAAGGUUGUACGCUGCUCGGCGCUUGUACUCAACUGUUCAACGUCUAAACUCGGCCCGAGGAGUCCACUUGGCACUUUCUGCUGACGAAAAGAGUCAUCACGACGCUUCACUGUAUGUGGACUCUGCCUACAGUUACCACGAGCGCUGAUGCAGCAUUGUUGCCACAGUUGUGGUAACUCUCCCUCUACCUCUGGUCCCCGGUGCCUCACUGCAUGACCUCAGACAACACUAAAAUCCACGAGGCCUACCUCCCCCAGGACCCUUUCCUCUGGACCCCCGACCGCUCGGUAGCCACAGCACUACAAUCUCCUCGUCUCAUCUCCCGCAUUGGCGUUGAACGCCUCCGCUUGGGUCAGUGGAGGUGUUGAAGAAGUCCUAUUUAUCCUCUUGAAUCUUUUAAGAAUCAUUUUUUCUCCUGGUUGGCUUGAGCCCGGUUCUGCCGGCCGCGCGACUAUUCAAAACUGGGGCGCGAUUCAUGGGAUGCAACCAUGUCGGAUCUCAGUGAGCGCAGGCCGGUCAACACGGACUACGCUGUCUCCCUGCUGGAGCAGCUCAAGUUCUUUUACGAACAGAAAUUACUGACUGACGUUGUGCUGCUGGUGGAGGACACGGAGUUCCCAUGUCACAAGAUGGUCCUGGCCACAUGUAGCUCAUAUUUCAGGGCGAUGUUCAUGAGCGGCCUCAGUGAGAGCAAACAGACCCACGUCCACCUGCGGAACGUGGACCCGGCCACCCUGCAGAUCAUCAUCACCUACGCCUACACGGGCAACCUGGCCAUCAGCGACAGCACCGUGGAGCCGCUCUACGAGACCGCCUGCUUCCUUCAGGUGGAGAAUGUCUUGCUGCAGUGCAGAGACUACCUGGUGAAGAAGAUAAAUGCGGAGAACUGCGUCCGCAUGCUGAGCAUCGGCGACAUGUUCAGUUGCAGCGAGCUAAAGCAGAGCGCCAAGCGCAUGGUGGAGCACAAGUUCCCCAUGGUUUACAGGCAGGAGGCCUUCCUUCAGCUCUCCCACGAGCUGUUGAUAGACAUCCUGAGCAGCGACAACCUGAACGUGGAGAAGGAGGAGACGGUGCGUGAGGCGGCCAUGCUGUGGUUAGAGUAUAACAUGGAGGCGCGCUCGCAGCACCUGUCCUCCGUGCUCAGUCAGAUCCGCAUCGACGCACUGUCCGAGGUGACGCAGCGUGCCUGGUUCCAGGGUCUGCCGCCCAAUGACAAGUCUGUGGUGGUGCAGGGCCUCUACAAGUCCAUGCCCAAGUUCUUCAAGCCUCGGUUAGGCAUGACCAAGGAGGAGAUGCUGAUCUUCAUGGAGGCCAUGUCGGAAACGAGCGAUGCAUAUGUGAUGGCUGGGGCCUUGCCUAUCACAGUGGUGUGUUACAGCCCGCAGGCGGAGAAGGUGUACAAGCUUAACAACCCCCCAGGCGACCUGCAGAAGGUCGGGACCCUUGUUACACCAGACAAUGAUGUGUUCAUUGCCGGCGGACAGAUCCCGCUCAAAAACUCUGUCACCAACCACGGCAAGAGUGGCAAGUUACAGGCUGUCUUCCGCUCUGUCGAUAGCUUCUUCUGGUUUGACGCCCAGCAGAACGCCUGGGUACCCAAAACCCCCAUGCUGUGUGCCCGAAUCAAGCCCUCACUGGUCUACUGCGACGGCUACAUCUAUGCAAUCGGGGGAGAUAACGUUGGGGGGGAACUGAACAAGCGCACGGUGGAGCGCUACGACUGCGAGAAGGACGAGUGGAGCAUGAUGAGCCCCCUGCCCUUCGCCUGGAACUGGAGCACCUCCGUGGCGGCGCACGACUGCAUCUACGUGAUGACCCACGACCUGAUGUACUGCUACUUCCCCCGGGCCGACACCUGGGUGGAGAUGGCCAUGCGCAAGACGAGCCGCUGCUUCGCCUCCGCUGCUGCUUUCGGUGACCUAAUUUUCUACAUCGGCGGCCUCCACGUGGUCAGCAACUCUGGCAUUCGCUUGCCCACGAGCACCAUUGACGGCUCCUCCGUCACCGUGGAGAUCUACGACGUCAACAAGAACGAGUGGCGCCUGGCCGCCAACAUCCCUGCCAAGCGGUACUCGGACCCGUGCGUGCGGGCGGUGGUGCUGCUCAACUCGCUGUGCAUUUUCAUGCGCGAAACCCACAUGAACGAGCGCGCCAAGUACGCUAUCUAUCAGUACGACAUGGAGCUGGACCGCUGGUACCUGCGGCAGCCCGUGUCCGAACGCGUGCUCUGGGAUCUGGGCAAGGACUUCCGCUGCGCGGUGGGGAAACUGUACCCCUCCUGCCUGGAGGAGUCCCCCUGGAAACCCCCAACCUAUCUCUUCUCCCCCGACGGAGCCGAGGAGUUUGAGGUGGACGGCGAGCUGGUGACCCUCCCUCACGUAUAGCUCGUACCCUCUCCUCCCCUACCUCGCUGACUGAACCAGGAAUCUGUAACGCUGAGGGGUGAACAUGACGGGGGGAGGGGGGAUCUCAGUUCUCUCUCAGAUCUGAAAAGGGUUCAACGUUCUCAGCUACAGCUGUUGUAACAAGGCAGCCCAAAACAAGCUCAGAGCGCAAAGGUGCCCCCUUUUUUUUCUUAUUUUGUCAGUUGUGACAUCUGUUAGAUAUUAUUACAAGUCUGUCAUACUGUUUCUACAAUGUGAUAAUCUAAAUGUCAACUGAUUUUGUGAUGAUGCACUUAACUGGUAAACUUUCCCGGAAUGACAAUGGCAACUGUACCAAAAUCCCCCCCCACCACCCAUAAUGGCGUCCCUGUCUUUCCCUGCUCUCGUUACUGAUAAAGGAACACUCUGUGGAAGAGCUCUCUCUCUCUCUCUCUCUCUCUCUCUCUCUGUUCUCUCUCUCUCUCUCUCUCUGUUCUCUCUCUGUUCUCUCUCUGUUCUCUGAAAACAUACACGCUCGCAGCCGUCGGCCUGGACUCCAACGCAGACCCAGUUAAAAAUGUCCCUUAGAAGCGUCUCAAACCACUCCCGUAGCAGUUUAAAAAGCAUUAUUGGUAGAAGUGUUUAAGCAUGUUUGGAUAUUGCGCUUGCAAGUUUAUAUCAACUGUUAGUUUGACGACAACAACAAAACAUUCGGAGCUGUCAGUCACAUCUCACGACCUUCAGGGGACAGAGUUCGUACAGAGAUGGUUCGAAUUCCAUCGUUUCCAGUAAAUGGACUUGGUGCUUUUGUCAAACUACUGAUUUAAUAAUCAAUAAUGACCCUUAGAAUUAAAAAUGUGGUUCAUUUGAUAAUUAAACCAUCUCUAUGACAACUGAGCAAACUCUGUCUCACUGAUGGCCACAAUAUGGUAGUUGAAAGCUCUGAAAAACUAUUGGCAAUUGGAUCUUUUGUAAAAUAUUAAAUGCAAAGGGGGUUAAUAUGUCCUUUUAAGUUAUUAAUUCAUCUUCUAUAAAACGUAAAAAGCCCACACUUACGUCUUUGAAUAACCUGAUUAAAACUAUACAAAAUCCCAAAAAUCUUACUUUUACCAAGAUUGGAAAAACAUCAUUUUACAAUUGAGAAGCUGGAAUGAGAGAAUAUUUUUGACAUUUUUGCUUGAGAAAUGACUUAAAUGUAGAGAAAAAUGUGCAACAGUUAAGAUAAUUGAUUUAUCAUUUAAGUCAUGUUUCCGACAUAUAUAUAUAUUUUAAACCUUGUUUCAGCUUCUCGAAUGUGAGGGUACGAAGGUUUUCUCUGUUUUUACAUCUUUGUAAAUUGAAUAUUUUGGAGUUUUGGG
This is a messenger RNA of Etheostoma cragini (Arkansas darter), 3905 nucleotides long. It is a transcript of the gene kbtbd2, whose product is annotated as kelch repeat and BTB (POZ) domain containing 2. The transcript has 4 exons. Gene Ontology annotation, molecular function: protein binding. The coding region runs from base 673 to 2568 and encodes 631 amino acids. The record is from RefSeq and is a predicted model, not a curated record. Lineage: Eukaryota; Metazoa; Chordata; Actinopteri; Perciformes; Percidae.